Messenger RNA from Acanthosepion pharaonis, 693 nucleotides. The record is from the annotation of a GenBank genome assembly. NCBI's taxonomy places the organism in Eukaryota, Metazoa, Mollusca, Cephalopoda, Sepiida, Sepiidae.
AUGUUUCACUUCCCUCUUGUCUCUUAUUACUACUAUAACUAUCCAUCUCUCAGUUUCUACUACAAUCAUCACAUUACUCUUUCUCUCCCUCUUUCUCUCUCUCUCUCUCUCUACAGCCAUCAAUUUUUUUCUCUUUCUCUCUCUUUCUUUGGCAUCACAUUUUUAUUACUCUUACUUUCUCUGCAGCCACCCCAUUUCUCUCUCUCUCUUUGUGGCCACCCCAUUUCUCUCUCUUUUGCUGUGUGGCCACCCCAUUUCUGUCUGUCUGCAUCUCUCUUGUUAUGUGGCCACCCCAUUUCUUUAUAUCUCUCUCUCACACUGUGUGGCCACCCCAUUUCUCUCACUCUCACAUUGUGUGACCACCCCAUUUCUCUCUCUCUAACACUGUGUGUCCAUCCCAUUUCUCUCUCUCUCUCUCGUUGUGUGGCCACCCCAUUUCUCUCUCUCUCUCUCUCACACACUGUGUGGCCACCCCAUUUCUCUCUCUCUCUCUCACACACUGUGUGGCCACCCCUUUUCUCUCUCGCUGUGUGGCCACCCCAUUUCUCUCUCGCUGUGUGGCCACCCCAUUUCUCUCUCACUGUGUGGCCACCACAUUUCUCUCUCUCUCUCUGUGGCUACCACCUUUCUCUCUCUCUCUCUCUGUGGCUACCACAUUUCUCUCUCUCUCUCUCUCUCUCUCUCUGUGGCUAA